Drosophila yakuba is the source of this 609-nucleotide messenger RNA. RefSeq lists its product as uncharacterized. The record is from RefSeq and is a predicted model, not a curated record. The transcript is spliced from 2 exons. Bases 1 to 510 code for a protein of 169 amino acids. Lineage: Eukaryota; Metazoa; Arthropoda; Insecta; Diptera; Drosophilidae.
AUGUCUUUUAAUUGUAGAUUCUUACUCAUUAUACUCACUGGGAGCCUGUUACCCACCUAUGGCCAAAAAAAUGUGUCCAUAAUAGAAGAUGGAAAAUGCUUGGACUGUAGAAAGGAAAGUAAGGAUUAUUGUCGGAUUGAAGCGACAGGAUUUAGUUGUUAUGAAGGAGAAUUUUAUAGGCGGUUGGGUCAUCUGAAAGAUGAAUUCCCCAAAACAACCGAAAAAGUGGACGUAUGCCUUGCACCCGGAAUGCAUAUCGAUAGAAAAAAUGCCAAAAUAUGCUGCGUUUGGUCGCCCGAAAUCGGCUGUCAAGUCCUUUUAAGUGAAGAUCACCAAGGCGAAUUUUGCUUCACUUGCAGAGUGAAAUAUAAAAUGGAAUACAAAGGCCUGCUUUCCUGUCCGUGCCUAAAAAAUGAAGGAUCACGCCAAGCCUAUGUGAAAACAUUGAACACCUUUAUGUUUACUUGUUUAUUCACAAAGUUAUUAUUCAGUUCCACGGCGGGGCUAUAGCUUAAAAAUUUCAAAUGUACAUGUCAUAAUUGCAAAUUAAUUGUUAUAUCCUUUACAGGGAGUUAUUAAAGACCGGGUAGAUGUUUUAUGUAUGUUCAA